Plasmodium coatneyi is the source of this 897-nucleotide messenger RNA. RefSeq lists its product as uncharacterized. The record is from RefSeq and is a predicted model, not a curated record. The coding region runs from base 1 to 897 and encodes 298 amino acids. The transcript has a single exon. Lineage: Eukaryota; Apicomplexa; Aconoidasida; Haemosporida; Plasmodiidae.
AUGGUGUACACCUGUGCAGGUCACCUCAUUAGGAAUCACUUGGCCAAAUCGGUUAGGGCGUUUAAAGGGGAAGGCCCCUUUGAUCGGAAGAACUUAUGGAACGUGUGGACGCAAAAGUAUAGCAGCCAGGUGUACCCCCAGGUGGGGAGGAGUUAUAUUGGAGGGAUUCCCAGCUGGACGGGCCUAAAAACUAGCAAUGUGUGUGCACCCCACCACAGAGGCAUAACCAGCUGCAGUGGUACCCGCUUGGGAAAGCAGAACAGCGAGGAGAGCUUCUUCGAAGGAGAACACCUAAACAGAAAGUUAGGAGGUUAUGGAUACCCCAUGAUGUUCAUCGUAACUUACGAUCGACCCAGCUGGCAACCAUUCUGGGAAAACGAAUACGAGGUUAUCCCGAGAGACGAAUUUGGAGUUCCUGCCAGUAUCCCUCCAGAGGUCUCCACACAGAUUAAGCACACCUACUAUGUGCCCCCCCAGUUUUAUACCUUUCUGAAAAAAUUAGGAGAUGACACAGAAGAGUUGAAGCCAUACAUGCAUAAGUUGAUCCGGGGGGAAUUCACCUAUGAUGAUUAUCAGGAAAUGUUUUAUAAAUUUGCCAAACCGUUGAAAAUUUUUAGGAGCAAGAUUCCCUUACCGUAUAGAACUGCAGAAGAAAUGGCAAAGGAGGAAGAAAUGAAGUGGGAGUCUGCUUGGUAUACUUACAGACAGAAAAUGCUAGCAGAGUAUAACGUUACAAUGUGCUUGCGUGAGUUCAUCCUUUAUAUGACGGUGGGUCUAUACUUUGCGUACUUGUGGCUGGACGCACUGAGGCAGUACCGGUUGGACAUGAAGCUGUUCUAUUUGGAGGCCCCCGAGCAUAAGAUCAACUGGGUCAAGCCGAGAGGUGACCUAGUCUAA